UGAGCCAUGCUGUCCGCCGCUAUUCAGAUCCUGGCGUUCGCCCUGGCACUCCUGGGCGUCCUCGGUGCUGUCGUGGCCACCCUGAUGCCCAACUGGAAGGUGAGCAUCAACGUGUGGACCAGCAUCAUGACCCCGAUAUCGCAGAUGCAGGGUCUGUGGAUGGAUUGCGUGUGGUACAGCUCCGGCGUCUUCAGCUGUACCGUAAAGAACUCGGUGCUGUCGCUGCCGCCGCACCUGCAGGCCGCGCGGACCGGCAUGGUCCUGUCCUGCGUAGUGGCGCUGUUCGGACUCUGUCUCGCCACUUUGGGGCUUAAAUGUACUCGCUGGGGGGGCAGCCACAGAGCAAAGGGGCACACAGCCAUCGCUGCGGGGGGCUGCUUCAUCCUGGCCAGCCUCCUCUGCCUCGUACCCGCGUCCUGGUUCACCAACGAAGUCAUCACUGCCUUCCUGACCACAGACGUACCGGACAGCAGUAAAUAUCAGCCCGGCGGAGCUCUGUGCGUCACGUUCAUCUCUGCUGGAUUCCUCCUGGCCGGGGGGGUCAUUUUUUGUUUGUCGUGUCCCGGGAAGAGAACGAGACGACCGGAUUGCGCUUCCCCCGCCGACCCCGACAGAUUCACGCUGCACCCAGAUGAGCGGAGGAGGCGGGGGCUGCAAGUAGAACGCAAUCAGCCGAAAAACAGAAAGAAGACGGUCCAGCUGCAGGUAGACAGCGUGAAGCUGGAGAAACCCACGCCGCGCAAGAGACAGGAGCAUCACUCGUCUCCAUCCAAACUCCCUCAAACAGACAUCAAGGACAGCUACAGCCUGCAGGAGUACGUCUGA
This is a messenger RNA of Pundamilia nyererei, 825 nucleotides long. RefSeq names its product claudin-20-like. Lineage: Eukaryota; Metazoa; Chordata; Actinopteri; Cichliformes; Cichlidae. Bases 7 to 825 code for a protein of 272 amino acids. The record is from RefSeq and is a predicted model, not a curated record. Gene Ontology annotation, molecular function: structural molecule activity. The transcript has a single exon. Gene Ontology annotation, cellular component: bicellular tight junction; membrane.